Brassicogethes aeneus is the source of this 1824-nucleotide messenger RNA. NCBI's taxonomy places the organism in Eukaryota, Metazoa, Arthropoda, Insecta, Coleoptera, Nitidulidae. The record is from the annotation of a GenBank genome assembly.
AUAAAAAUCAAACAGCACAGAAGUUUGUUUACGUCAAAAAAACAAUGUGAUUGGUUUUUAUUGUGAAAUUUGUAUAAAAAUGAAGUUUAAUUUAGUUUUUAUUUUAUUAAUGUUACAUAAUGCGUUCGCUCUAUUGCACGAAACCUCCAAAAUUACGGAGGAUAUAAUACCUCACCAUCAUAAGUGUCAACCUAUAACAGUGCCAUUUUGUCAGCAUUUACCAUACAAUGAGACUAUAAUGCCAAAUAUUUUGGGACAUCAAUUCCAGGAAGAAGCUGGUUUAGAAGUACAUCAGUAUUUUCCAUUAGUUAAGAUAAACUGCAGCAAAGAUUUACAGUUUUUUUUAUGUUCUGUAUUUUUACCUGUGUGCACAAUUUUAGAAGACCCACUACCACCAUGCAGAUCUUUAUGUCUAUCAGCAAAAAUGGGAUGUGAGAGCCUAAUGAAAAAAUUUGGCUUUGCUUGGCCAGACAGUUUAAACUGUGACCAUUUCCCUGAUAAUAUAGCAACUUUAUGUGUUGGACAAAAUAAUUUAACAGUUUCACCAACUGUGCCUUCUACUGGAUAUAAUAUAAACCCUCCCAUUCAAAAAUACAAAAACCCUUAUGGAAGAGAUUAUGGAUUUGUAUGCCCAGAGCAAUUUAAAGUACCAGACGUUUUGGAAUACUCAUUUAAAGUUGGUGAGAAAAUUGAAAAAAAUUGUGGAGCACCCUGUAACUUAAUGUUUUUUAAUGAACAUAAACAGCAAAUAUCUAGGGUUUGGAUUGGAAUGUGGGCUUUUUUGUGUGCAACUAGUUGUUUGUUUACAGUUUGUACAUAUUUAAUAGACACUGAAAGAUUUCGAUAUCCAGAAAGGCCCAUAAUAUUUUUAUCUGUAUGUUAUCUUAUGGUUGCCAUGGCAUAUAUAAUUGGCUUUUUAACUGGUGAUUCAAUAUCAUGCCAGAAACCUUUUCCUUCCAAACCUGGAACUAUCACUGUUAGCACCAUUACACAAGGCACAAAAUAUGAAUUAUGUACAAUCAUUUUUAUGAUAUUAUACUACUUUAGUAUGGCAUCAAGCAUUUGGUGGGUUAUUCUGACUUUAACAUGGUUCUUAGCAGCAGGAUUAAAGUGGGGACAUGAAGCUAUAGAGGCAAAUUCUCAGUAUUUUCACCUAGCAGCUUGGGCUAUUCCAGCAAUAAAGACAAUAACAAUUUUAGCCAUGGGAAAAGUUGAUGGAGACAUUCUUAGUGGAGUUUGUUACGUUGGGAUAUGGAAUGUGAAAGCUAUGCGUAUUUUUGUUCUUAUUCCGCUGUGUGUUUAUUUAAUAUUUGGAACAAUUUUUUUGGCAUCAGGAUUUGUGUCUUUAUAUAGAAUUAGAACUGUAAUGAAACAUGAUGGAACAAAAACUGAUAAACUUGAAAAAUUAAUGAUUCGAAUAGUGAUAUUUUCUGUUCUUUACACUCUUCCUGCUUUAGUUGUAAUAUUUUGUCUUUUAUAUGAAAAUAUUUACUUUGAUGAAUGGAUGAUUACUUGGUUAGGAGAAAUUUGUAAAAAUACAAAAUAUUCUAUUCCGUGUCCAAAGAAUAAUUAUAUAAAAGCGUAUCCACGUUUUGAGGUAUUUAUGAUUAAAUAUCUCAUGACAAUGAUAGUCGGAAUCACCUCUAGUGUGUGGAUAUGGUCUGGAAAAACCGUCCAUAGCUGGACCUUUUUUUUCAGUAAACUUAGAGGACGCCAUACAGAAGCCUAUGUUUAAGUUGUUUUAGACUAAACUUUUGUGUUUAAACAUUGACAGUAUAUUCUGUAUAAAGACGUGUGUCAAAAAUGUUUGUCACAGCCGUAAAU